Pteropus alecto (black flying fox) is the source of this 830-nucleotide messenger RNA. It is a transcript of the gene IL22, whose product is annotated as interleukin 22. Gene Ontology annotation, cellular component: extracellular region. Lineage: Eukaryota; Metazoa; Chordata; Mammalia; Chiroptera; Pteropodidae. The record is from RefSeq and is a predicted model, not a curated record. The transcript has 5 exons. Bases 43 to 582 code for a protein of 179 amino acids.
UUCUUCCCUAGCCACCAACUGUUUGAGUUAGAGUUGUCUGCAAUGGCCACCCCGCGGAAAUCUGUGAGCUUUUCCCUUAUGAGGACUCUGGCCACUGGCUGCCUUCUUCUCAUUGCCCUGUCGGUGCAGGAAGGAGCAGCUGUGCCCAUUGGGUCUCUCUGCAGACUUGACAAGUCCAACUUCCAGCAGCCCUACAUCACCAACCACACUUUCAUGCUGGCUAAAGAGGCUAGGUCGGCAGACAACAAUACAGAUGUUCGUCUCAUUGGGGAGAAACUGUUCCGUGGAGUCCAUAUGAGUGAGCGCUGCUAUCUGAUGAAGCAGGUGCUGAACUUUACCCUUGAAGAAGUGUUGCUCCCCCAGUCUGAUAGAUUCCAGCCCUACAUGCAGGAAGUAGUGCCUUUCCUGGCCAGGCUCAGCAACAAGCUAAGCCAAUGUCAUAUUAAGAGUGAUGAUCAGCAUAUCCAAAGAAACGUGCAAAAGCUGAAGGACACAGUGAAAAAGCUUGGAGAGAGUGGAGAAAUCAAAGCAAUUGGAGAACUAGACUUGCUGUUUAUGACCCUGAGAAAUGUCUGCAUUUGAUCACAGCAAAGCUGGAAAAUGAAUACUAACACUUCUUGCCUGUUAGAAAUAAUAAUAAGAUCCCCAUAGGUUUUUUUUUUUUCUCCCCAAAAGGAAAGUGGGAAGCCAAACUUCACAAUCAUAGGUAGAUUCUAAAUAAACCCCUGCUUAGCUUAAAAAAGAGAACAAUGUCACUUGUGUCCAUAAGACCAGAAGGUAGUCCUGGUAGUUCUGGUCAUAAUGAGAUUUGUUCCUAAUGUUUUAUUGUG